This is a messenger RNA of Carya illinoinensis, 1014 nucleotides long. RefSeq names its product protein FAR-RED ELONGATED HYPOCOTYL 3-like. Bases 1 to 1014 code for a protein of 337 amino acids. The transcript has 3 exons. NCBI's taxonomy places the organism in Eukaryota, Viridiplantae, Streptophyta, Magnoliopsida, Fagales, Juglandaceae. The record is from RefSeq and is a predicted model, not a curated record. Gene Ontology annotation, molecular function: zinc ion binding.
AUGAAUGCAUUUUUUGAUGGGUAUGUUCAUGCGAAGACAAAAUUGAAGGAGUUCGUCGACCAAUAUGACAAUGCAUUGAGAAAGAAAAUCGAGAAUGAAAUCAGCACGGACUUCCACUCCUUUAGCGUUACAAUUCCAUGCAUAUCUAGAUCUCCUAUAGAGAAGAUAUUCCAAGAGUUGUACACGAAUGCAAAAUUUAGAGAAGUUCAGCAACAAGUUAUGGGUGUGCUCGAUGUGGAUCCAUAUCUACUUAGACGGGAUGAUGUGAAGAAGACAUAUCUAGUAGAAGAUGAAGUUCGUGUUGAGGAGUUUUGUAAACAUGUUACAUAUUAUGUGGACUUUAAUGAGGAAGACUGCGAAGUUAAGUGUUCGUGUGGGUUAUUUCAGAUGAAGGGGAUAUUAUGCAAGCAUGUCUUGGCCAUAUUCAAAUGUAAUGGGAUAAAAUCUUUACCAGCGAGGUACAUUUUAGAUCGAUGGAGGAAAGACAUCAAACGGAGAUACACUUUAAUCCACAGUACAUAUGACUCAGGGCAUCAGCGAGAAGAUACUAACAGAUAUUCAACUUUAUUGAAUAUUUGUUAUCAGAUGAUUACUCGUGCAGCGGGUUCAAAAGAGCAUACUAAAGAUGCGAAAAAAAAGUUAAAUGCAAUGAUUGAGUUAUAUGGCGACAACCAAGAACCCCCUUCAAUGACCAAAAUAGGGGAGGAGACAACCAUCGUUGGUAGUUCGCAACAAGUUAUUAGUCCACGAGUUGUGCGAGGAAAAGGUAGACCUCCAUCCCUGAGGAGAGCAUCCAGGAUGGAGCAACACAUCCGGAAAGGAAAAGCGAAGACGAAGAAAGCAAAUUUAUUGGGAAAACUUAAAGAGAGAGAUGGAGGAUGUACGCCAGCCCAAGACACAUGUAGGAAUUUAUUUGGGCCAGCAGAGAUAGAUAGAAACAUGCAGAUACUAUUUGGGUUGGAUGGAUCACAACCUGUACUAGAAGGAUUGGAUGGAUCACAACUGCAGAAAUGA